AUGUCUAAAGUGAAGAAUCUAAUUGCCAAAAUUCUGCAGCGACGCGGCAAGUGCAACGUCAGCAGCAGCAGCGGGCACAGCAACAACAACAACAUCAGCCGCUGCCAGCACUAUGAGAGUCUAGAGGAGAUUGCGCAAAAUCAGGCCAACGAACGCAUGCUGCAGCAGACGGCAAUGGGCACACAUCAAUUGCUCUUUUGCCUGGAAACCGCAGACGGCAGCUUUUAUUGGCAUGCACAGUAG
This is a messenger RNA of Drosophila montana, 243 nucleotides long. RefSeq names its product Enhancer of split m6, Bearded family member (gene E(spl)m6-BFM). The record is from RefSeq and is a predicted model, not a curated record. The transcript has a single exon. The coding region runs from base 1 to 243 and encodes 80 amino acids. NCBI's taxonomy places the organism in Eukaryota, Metazoa, Arthropoda, Insecta, Diptera, Drosophilidae.